Messenger RNA from Lindgomyces ingoldianus, 1245 nucleotides. RefSeq names its product MFS general substrate transporter. Gene Ontology annotation, cellular component: plasma membrane. Bases 10 to 1245 code for a protein of 411 amino acids. Gene Ontology annotation, biological process: transmembrane transport. Gene Ontology annotation, molecular function: transmembrane transporter activity. The record is from RefSeq and is a predicted model, not a curated record. The transcript is spliced from 6 exons. Lineage: Eukaryota; Fungi; Ascomycota; Dothideomycetes; Pleosporales; Lindgomycetaceae.
AAAGUGAAGAUGUCGGAGAAGGUUUUCACCGAGGAGAAGACGACGGCGAAGAGCAGCAGCGAUCAGGAUACCGUUGAGGACCUUGUCUCCACAAAAGCGCAGAGAUACAUUACAAAGCUCGAUUUGCGACUAAUUCCAGUCCUGGGAUGCACGUACACCAUUCUCUUCCUGGAUCGAACAAACAUCGCCAAUGCCAGAAUUGAGGGCCUGGAGAAGGGUCUUAAAAUGCCCGCAAAUGGCUACAACACUUGCCUCUGGAUUUUCUUUAUCCCAUUCGUUCUAAUCGAAAUUCCAAGCAACCUAAUUAUGAGUCUGCCUCGUAUCAAGCCGAAUAUCUUCCUUGGAUGCAACAUGAUUGUUCUCGGAAUCAUCGCGACUUGUCAAGGUCUAACGCAUUCCUACGGCGGCCUCCUUGCUCUUCGAUUUCUCAUGGGUAUCUUUGAGGCUACGCUCCCCGCUGGCGCUGCCUUUCUAAUUGGAGAGUAUUACACCCGAAAGGAAGCUUCUCUGCGCUUUGCAUGCUUCUUCACCUUUGGCGUUCUCGGUCCCUGCAUCAGCGGUCUCUUGGCGUAUGGCAUCCGCAAUAUGAAUGGCACCCAAGGCAAAGAAGGCUGGAGAUGGAUCUUCAUCCUUGAAGGGAUCUUUACCAUCUUCAUCUCCUUUUUUGUGUUUGCAAUCGUGCCCGACUUCCCCGAGAAGACCAAGUUUCUCUCUGCUGCCGAAAAGGAGCAUCUCCUAGAUAAGCUGCACCGCGACAAGGGCGACCAGAAACUCGAUCUAAAAUCUGUGAAUUGGGUGAAGCGCUUCCCCUUCGUCCUCAUGGGCAUCACCCUCGCGCUUGUGGGAUGGAUCAUUCAAGUCGCAUACUCCGAGAAAAAGGGCGUUACAGCCGGCGUCCGUUACUUCUCGCUGUUCGCCAUGAGCGGGGGAACCUUCAUCCAGAUGGCUAUGCUGACCGCUUGGAUGACUAAUAACCUACGAGGUCGAGCAUCUAUCGGUGUUGGCACGGCUGUCAUCCUGGGAUUAGGGAAUUGCGCAAACUUCGUGGCAUCGAAUGUUUUUAUUAAGCGAGAGGCGCCGUUCUAUCCAACGGGGUUUCGGACGGGGCUGGGAUUGACGGUUUUCGGAGCGGUAGUUUGCGUGAGUUAUGUGGGGGUGCUGUGGGGGCAUAAUAGGAAGGUUGAUAGGAAGAGAAGAGAGUUUGGGGGAGAGGAUGACCAGAAAGAGUAUCGAUAUGUGUACUGA